Molecule: messenger RNA, 847 nt
Organism: Caenorhabditis elegans
Lineage: Eukaryota; Metazoa; Nematoda; Chromadorea; Rhabditida; Rhabditidae
Gene: rnh-1.2
Product: ribonuclease H
Exons: 3
Coding region: 15-593 (192 amino acids)
Molecular function (GO): nucleic acid binding; RNA-DNA hybrid ribonuclease activity
Source: RefSeq, marked reviewed
GAGAAAACUUGAGAAUGACGCGGCGUUAUCGCGAAGUCUACACAGACGGAUCAACAGUGAAUAAUGGAAAACGCGGAGCUCGUGGAGGUUGGGCCAUCGUCUUUCCAUUCGACAGAUCACUUGAUGAAUACGAUUUCAUGAAAGUCGGAAAGCAGACAAACAAUGUGUACGAGUUGACGGCUAUUUAUGAAGCAACAGAAGUGGUUAGAUGUUGGGAUUCCUUCAAAUGCAAUCAAAAAUUGGAAUUUGUCAGAUUAAAAAACACGAUAACUCCAACUACAUCAUCUAUACUGAUUCCAUGUACGCGAAGAACUGUCUCACCAAAUGGAUCCACAGAUGGAACAAAUAUGGGUGGUUUGCGUAUUACACCGGGAAUCCUAUCAAAAAUCAGCCGCUCAUUCGUGCCAUCGACAGCAAUAUCAGAGAGCUUGGACGUUAAAAUCGAAUACGUCAAAGGACAUCAUACCAACUUCUUCAAUUGUGAAGCGGAUCGUCUUGCCAAGAAAGCGUGCCGAUCGAAUAUCAAUCAGUAUAAUAGAUAUCUGAAGAACAAGAGCAACAUGUAUGCUUCGUUUGAAAGUCUUUCAAUCUAAUCUUUCACUUGUUGUUUUUAAUUCAAAGUUUUUGUGUUCAAUUACCUUCUCAUUUUUCUCGAUUUUGCCAUUUUUCUUUUCAAUUGUUAUAAUUAUUUUUUAGUCUAGUUUUGAUUUUAGAUCUUCCGAAAUUUUUCAAAUAGUUCAAUUAGUUAAUAUUACCAUCUUCAGUUGUACUUUCUCGUCUUGUUUUCUAGUAUGUUAUUGUGUUGUAGUUUUCACAUUUAUGAGGCAUGAAGUGAUCAUUUCUUGAC